Messenger RNA from Gongylonema pulchrum, 810 nucleotides. The record is from the annotation of a GenBank genome assembly. Lineage: Eukaryota; Metazoa; Nematoda; Chromadorea; Rhabditida; Gongylonematidae.
UUAGCUGCAAUUCCAGAAGAUCGUGUCUCGCUCAGUAGCUCUUCGACACUUCUAGAAACUCUCCCACCCUCCCCCAGCCAGUUUGGCAAAUCGCAGGAUGGCAGAUACUUCUCAGAUAUCAGUGAACGAUGCGUCGCUUCGCAACCGGAAGGCUUUGAGUCGGAAAAAGUCAUCACAGUACGGCGUGCACGCAGUGACAGUGAUGUCUUCCAGGAUUCUCCAAGUGUCAGCACCAGUGGUGAUCAGCUGAACGACAGCUUACUCGAUGUGACAAUCCAUGAGACGCAGGAGCCAAAUGAUUCAGCUUGUGAAGCCGGCGGGCCGGAUCAGUCUGCAAAUGUGGCUCCGUUAACUGCAGGAGAUCUAUGGGAAACAGCCGAGGGAGAAGCGGGAGCGGGCCAGAAACAUCACCACCGUCUAAGCAGACUUGCUGAGGCCCUGAAAAAACGCAUGGCAAUCAAGUGCUCGGAUUUGGCAAUGUGGAAACGUGAGCCACAGUCACAGCAACCGGUUCACAAGAUUACAUUAUCUUCAGUCACCGAGCAGUGGGGCAUUUGCUGGAGUAUGGGAAGAUGUAUGGCGGAUUUGGCAGAUGUGCACAUUAUCGACUCGGAGCCACUGAGAAAACUGGAAGUAAUAUCGGCGAAAAGCAAAAAUCACAAAGAAAAUGAAAAUGAAAGUACGGAAGCAGCUACUAGCAGCCAGCAUUCGGAGCACAUGUUGCCGGACGUUUACACGCUCUAUCAUCCUCUUCCCAAGCUUAAUAUCCAAAUUGGCGAAGUUUUUUUGGCACCUCGAUAUUAUCGGUGA